GGAUCAAAGAAAGAAAUGUUGAAGCAAGUUCCUGACAAUGGAAGAACCAACAUCGCCAAUAUUGAUCAUCUGGAUAAGAAGCAGCUUAUGGAGAGUGUACUAAAAAUUGUCGAAGAAGAUAAUGAGACUUUUCUUCGCCGUCUUCGAGAAAGAACUGAUAGGGUUGGGAUUGAAACGCCAAAGAUUGAAGUUCGUUACAAGAAUCUAUCGAUUGAAGGAGAUGUAUUCAUAGGGUCGAGGGCACUUCCAACAUUGUUCAAUGCCACCCUUAAUGCCAUAGAGGGAUUUCUCCAAGUCAUUAGGCUUGUUCCAUCCAACAAAGAAGUUCUUAAAAUAUUGCAAGAUGUGAGUGGAAUCGUUAGACCAUCGAGGAUGACACUGCUUCUUGGACCUCCAAGCUCUGGGAAAACGACCUUUCUGAAGACACUUGCUGGAGUACAUGAAAAGGAUCUAACAUUAAAAGGAGAAGUUACUUACUGUGGACAUAAAAUGUCCGAGUUCAUUCCUCAGAGAACUUGCGCAUAUAUCAGCCAACACGAUGUCCACCAUGGUGAGAUGACUGUUAGAGAGACGUUUGAUUUUGCUGGACGUUGCCUUGGUGUAGGAACAAGAUACGACCUUUUGGCUGAACUUGUGAGACGCGAGAAAAUAGCAGGGAUUACACCAGACCCUGAUAUCGAUGCUUUCAUGAAAGCCACAGCAAUGGCUUGUCAAGAAUCAAGUGUUGUUACAGACUAUGUUCUCAAGAUACUUGGAUUAGACAUAUGUGCGGAUAUCAUGGUAGGUAAUGAGAUGCGAAGAGGAAUCUCUGGUGGCCAGAAGAAACGUGUCACUACUGGAGAAAUGCUGGUAGGACCUGCGAAAGUAUUUUUCAUGGAUGAAAUUUCGACUGGUUUGGAUAGUUCAACUACUUAUCAGAUUGUUACGUAUAUGAAACAAAUGGUUCAUAUCAUGGAUAUGACCAUGAUUGUCUCGCUUCUGCAGCCUUCACCUGAAACAUUCGAGUUAUUCGAUGACAUUAUACUCCUUUCAGAAGGUCAAAUUGUGUAUCAAGGCCCACGUGUAUAUGUUCUUGAGUUCUUUGAAAAUGUGGGAUUCAAAUGUCCAGAAAGGAAAGGAGUAGCAGAUUUUUUACAAGAGGUUACUUCAAGAAAAGAUCAAGAACAGUACUGGUUCAAGAAAGAUGAACCCUAUCGCUUCAUCUCUGCACCUGAAUUCGCUCAUCUAUUCAGUCGUUCUUUACUUGGAGAGGCUCUUUCUCAUGAUCUUGAAAGUAAUUACGAGAAAACCAGUGUGCAUCCCGCUGCUUUAGUGAAAGAAAAGUAUGGUAUAUCAAAUUUCGACCUUCUAAGAGUGAAUUUAGCGAGAGAAUGGUUGCUAAUGAAGCGCAACGCCUUCUUGUACAUUUUUAAAACAUUUCAGAUUACAGUCAUGUCGAUUUUUGCAUUCACUGUGUUCUUUAGAACAACGAUGAAAAGUGGUCAGCUUAAAGAUGGUGGAAAAUAUAUGGGAGCAUUGUUCUUUAGUCUCCUUACUGUGAUGUUUAAUGGUGCUGCUGAGCUGGCGCUAACUGUUAUGAGGCUUCCUGUCUUCUUCAAACAAAGAGAUUCUUUGUUUUACCCUGCAUGGGCAUUCGCCCUCCCUAUUUGGCUUUUGAAGAUUCCAAUAUCAGUCGUGGAGUCUUGCAUAUGGAUUCUUAUGACAUAUUACACCAUUGGGUUUGCUCCUUCAGUUAGCAGGUUUUUUAAACAACUUUUGGCUUAUAUCUGCGUACACCAAAUGGCUUUGUGUCUCUUUCGAUUUCUUGCUUCACUUGGGAGAAUACAGGUGGUUGCUAGUGCUCUUGGUACCUUUACACUGCUAUUAGUUUUUGUAUUCGGUGGAUUCAUCGUAGCAAAAGAUGACAUUGAGCCAUGGAUGAUAUGGGGCUAUUACGCUUCACCCAUGAUGUAUGGACAGAAUGCCAUCAUGCUCAAUGAGUUUUUAGACGAUAGAUGGAACACUCCGAAUCCUGACCCACGAAUCAAUGAACCUACAGUAGGCAAGGUUCUUCUUAGUUCAAGAGGCAUGUUCAUGAAUGAUUAUAUGUUUUGGGUUUGUGUUGGUGCACUCUGUGCGUAUUCACUGAUCUUUACUAUCUUCUUCAUUUUAGCACUCACUUACUUGAAUCCUCUUAAAGAUUCAAAAACUGUUGUUCCAACUGAAGAUGAAGAAAUUCAGCUCCCAACAUCACCCACAGAUCAAGGAAGGAAGGCAAAUGGGUCUAAAAGGAAAGGAAUGGUGCUUCCAUUUAAGCCAUUGUCACUUGCAUUUAAUCAUGUCAAUUACUAUGUAGAUAUGCCUGCAGAAAUGAAAACUCAAGGACUUGAGGAUGAUCAUCUACAACUUCUACGAGAUGUAAGUGGUGUCUUUAGACCUGGUAUUUUGACAGCUUUAGUUGGUGUUAGUGGUGCUGGAAAGACUACUUUGAUGGAUGUUUUAGCCGGAAGAAAGACUGGUGGCUACAUCGAAGGGAAUAUCAGCAUUUCCGGCUACCCUAAGAAUCAAGCAACAUUUGCUCGUGUGAGUGGAUAUUGUGAACAAAAUGAUAUCCAUUCUCCACACGUUACAGUUUAUGAAUCUCUCGUGUAUUCUGCAUGGCUACGUCUCCCUCCAGAUGUAACUCAUGAAUCACGACACAUGUUUGUGGAGGAAGUUAUGAAUUUGAUCGAGUUAAAUUCUGUAAGGAAUUCGCUAGUCGGGCUUCCAGGUGUAGAUGGUCUCUCGACUGAACAAAGAAAGAGACUCACAAUAGCCGUUGAGUUGGUUGCUAAUCCUUGCAUUAUCUUCAUGGACGAGCCCACAUCAGGGCUCGAUGCAAGGGCUGCAGCCAUUGUCAUGCGAACAGUCAGGAACACGGUUGAUACGGGUAGAACAGUUGUCUGCACGAUUCACCAACCAAGCAUCGACAUUUUUGAAGCGUUUGAUGAGCUUUUGUUGAUGAAAAGAGGGGGUCAGGUUAUUUACGCUGGACCUCUCGGACACCAUUCUGACCUACUAAUCGAAUACUUCCAAUCAAUUCCAGGGGUUACCGAGAUAAAAGAUGGUCAAAAUCCAGCGACAUGGAUGCUUGAUGUCAGUUCUUCCAUGGUUGAAGCUCAUCUUGGUAUUGAUUUUGCAACAACCUAUGCUAAUUCAGAACUGUAUAGGAGGAACCAGGAGCUCAUAAAGGAGCUGAGCACACCAGCACCAGGAUCCCGAGACCUCCAUUUUAAGACAAAGUACUCACAAUCGUUUUUCACACAAUACAAAGCCUGUUUUUGGAAACAACGUUUGUCUUACUGGAGACAUCCACAAUACAAUGUUGUUCGGUUCUUGAUGACAAUGAUAAUUGGGAUUAUUUUCGGGAUAAUCUUCUGGAACAAAGGCCAACAAACGAGUCGGCAACAAGAUCUGAUGAACAUGUUGGGAGCAAUGUAUGCUGCUGUCAUGUUUCUUGGAGGAACCAAUACUUCUUCUGUACAAGCUGUGGUAUCCAUUGAAAGAACCGUUUUCUAUCGUGAAAAAGCUGCAGGGAUGUAUUCACCACUCCCAUAUGCAUUUGCUCAGGUUGCAAUCGAGGUGAUUUAUGUUUGCAUUCAAACGUUCAUUUACAGUCUUCUACUUUUCUUGAUGAUUGGAUUCGCAUGGUCAGCUAGAAAGUUCUUCUGGUUCUACUUCUUUGUGUGUAUGUGCUUCACUUACUUCACAUUAUAUGGGAUGAUGCUUGUAGCCCUCACUCCAAACUACCACAUUGCUGCCAUUACCAUGUCCUUCUUCCUCAGUUUCUGGAACUUGUUCUCUGGCUUCCUAAUCCCUAGAACACAAAUUCCGAUAUGGUGGAGGUGGUAUUACUGGGGUUCUCCAGUGGCUUGGACAUUGUAUGGGCUUAUUACAUCUCAAGUUGGUGAAAAUGAGAACCUUGUUGAAGUUCCUGGAGCUGAUUCCAUGUCUGUGAAGGCGUUCAUCAAGAGUUUCUUGGGAUAUGAUUAUGAUUUUCUUCCUUAUGUUGCAAUGGCUCAUGUUCUUUGGGUUGUUCUCUUCUUUAUUGUCUUUGCUUGUGGAAUCAAAUUUCUUAAUUUUCAAAAACGAUAGAUAUGAAAGAGUGUUUCCUUUGCAAAAUAUGUGUACCGGAUUUUGUUAGAGUAUUAAUAGAGGUUUUUGUAUCUUUGUUUUUUU
This is a messenger RNA of Lactuca sativa (garden lettuce), 4197 nucleotides long. RefSeq names its product pleiotropic drug resistance protein 2. NCBI's taxonomy places the organism in Eukaryota, Viridiplantae, Streptophyta, Magnoliopsida, Asterales, Asteraceae. Gene Ontology annotation, molecular function: ATP hydrolysis activity; ABC-type transporter activity; ATP binding. The record is from RefSeq and is a predicted model, not a curated record. Gene Ontology annotation, cellular component: membrane.